UAUAAACAAGUAUAUAUAUAUAUAUUCUCAUAAUCAGAAACAAGCAAAGCAAAAGCAAUGGUACAAUGCAACAAGUUCAGAGGUGUCAGACAACGCCAGUGGGGCUCUUGGGUUUCUGAAAUCCGCCACCCUUUGCUGAAGAAGAGGAUUUGGCUGGGGACGUUUGAGACGGCGGAGGAGGCGGCGAAAGCGUACGACCAAGCGGCCGUUUUGAUGAACGGCCAGAACGCCAAAACAAACUUCCCCGCCGCCGGGGGCGGCCGGAGCGUCGCCGCCGUGCCGAUCCCGGUGGACGUUCUGGCCGCGAAGCUGAAGAAAUGCUGCAAAGAGCCCUCGCCGUCGAUCACCUGCCUGAGGCUCGACACCGACAGCUGCGACAUCGGUGUCUGGCAGAAGAAACCCGGUGGCGGGGGCGGGAAGGGUUCCGGCGGCGGCUCCGUUUGGCUCACGAAAAUCGAGCUCCUCCGCGCCGGGGAAAAGAACAAGAAGAAGACAACGGAGGAAGGAGAUGAUGGUAAUAACGGUCAACGGCAAAUUCUCCUCCAUGCCUCGCCGUCCACGUCAUCAUCCUCGAGCGACGAUGACGGCGGGUGGUGGAGUUCCUGGGGAGGCGGCGGCGAUCGGUCACCGCCGCACUCCCCAGAUGAAGCGGCCAUGGAUGAGGAGAAUAGAGUGGCAAUGCAGAUGGUUGAAGAGUUGCUUAACUGGAAUUAAUUAAUUAAGUAAUUAUUUAAUU
Cuscuta campestris is the source of this 736-nucleotide messenger RNA. Lineage: Eukaryota; Viridiplantae; Streptophyta; Magnoliopsida; Solanales; Convolvulaceae. The record is from the annotation of a GenBank genome assembly.